AUGGCUGGUUUCCGCUUCCUGCACUUGAUCAGGCCUUUCAUGGCCGUCCUGCCCGAGAUUGCUGCUCCUGAGCGCAAGAUCCCCUUCCGUCAAAAGGUUCUCUGGACUGCUGUCACUCUGUUCAUCUUCUUGGUCUGCUCGCAGGUCCCCUUGUACGGAAUCAUGUCCUCGGAUUCUUCUGAUCCCCUUUACUGGAUGCGUGCCAUUCUCGCCUCCAACCGUGGAACCUUGAUGGAGCUCGGUAUUACCCCCGUUGUUACCUCCGGCAUGUUCAUGCAGUUGUUGGCCGGUGCCAACUUGAUCGAGGUCGACUACAGUCUCAAGGAGGAUCGUUCCCUCUUCAAUGGUGCUCAGAAGUUGUUUGCUGUUUUGAUUGCUUUCGGUCAGGCUACUGUCUCGGUUAUGAACGGAUUGUACGGUCGUCCCUCUGAGUUGGGUGCUGGUAUUUGCUUGCUCUUGAUCCUCCAGUUGGUUGUUGCCGGUGUCAUCGUUGUUCUCCUGGAUGAGCUCUUGCAGAAGGGUUACGGUUUGGGAUCUGGUAUCUCUCUCUUCAUCGCCACCAACGUCUGCGAGACCAUUCUCUGGAAGGCCCUCAGCCCCACCACCUACAACGUCGGCAACGGUCCCGAGUUCGAGGGUGCCUUGAUCGCUCUCUUCCACUUGCUCUUCACCCGCUCCAACAAGGCCCGUGCCUUGAAGGAGGCUUUCUACCGCGACAACCUCCCCAACGUCAUGAACCUGUUGGCCACCGUUCUCGUCUUUGGCAUUGUCAUCUACCUCCAGGGUUUCCGUGUUGAGCUCCCUGUCAAGUCUUCCCGUUUCCGUGGCCAGCGUGGUACCUACCCUAUCAAGUUGUUUUACACUUCCAACAUGCCCAUCAUGCUGCAGUCUGCCUUGACCUCCAACAUGUUCAUGGUCUCCCAGAUGGUCUUCAGCCGCUUCCCCGAGAACAUCCUUGUCCGUAUCCUUGGAACCUGGACUCCUUACCAGGGCACCAACCAGAUGAUCGCCUCCGGUGGACUCGCCUACUACAUGUCGCCCCCCCACAGCGUCACUGAGGCCCUCUUGGACCCCAUCCACACCGUCGUCUACAUCACCUUCAUGUUGACUGCCUGCGCCCUCUUGUCUAAGACUUGGAUCGAGGUCUCUGGCUCCUCCCCCCGUGAUGUUGCCAAGCAGCUCAAGGACCAGAACAUGGUCAUGGCCGGUCAUCGUGAUGCCUCCAUGUACAAGGAGUUGAAGCGUGUCAUCCCCACCGCUGCCGCCUUUGGCGGUGCCGUCUUGGGUGCCGUCUCUGUCUUCGCCGAUCUCAUUGGUGCCAUUGGCUCCGGUACCGGUAUCUUGUUGUGCACUACCAUCAUCUACCAGUACUGGGAAAUGUUUGUCAAGGAGAGCAUCGAGAACUCUGGUGAUGCUCUUGCUUUCUAA
Molecule: messenger RNA, 1428 nt
Organism: Linnemannia hyalina
Lineage: Eukaryota; Fungi; Mortierellomycota; Mortierellomycetes; Mortierellales; Mortierellaceae
Source: the annotation of a GenBank genome assembly